This is a messenger RNA of Trichoderma citrinoviride, 2028 nucleotides long. RefSeq lists its product as hypothetical. The coding region runs from base 1 to 2028 and encodes 675 amino acids. The record is from RefSeq and is a predicted model, not a curated record. NCBI's taxonomy places the organism in Eukaryota, Fungi, Ascomycota, Sordariomycetes, Hypocreales, Hypocreaceae. The transcript has a single exon.
AUGCCGAAGCUGGAGGAUAACGACCACGCCUCUUGGUCGGCGGAUGACCAGUCAUGGAGCAGUGACAUUGACAUUCACACGUCGGACAUCAGCUUGUGCCAGGAGUGUAGGGUGAGCGUCUGCUGGAAUGGCGCGCAGACGUGUGUCGGCUGCGUCUCCGGGCUCCAAAGACCUCUUCCCAGCAAGUUUCUGCGACAGCUGCGGGAUGAGCUCGCCAGCCGGGACGAUACCGUCAUGCUGCGGUGGCUCGACGGCACUGGACGAGUUGUGCAUCACGGAGCGGUGGAGCGUGCGCCAGCAUGCCUUGACAAAUCCCACAAGGCGGACAUGUGUGAUAUGCUCGCUCUGUACGUCUUGAAGAACGGAUGGGCCGCUUGGGCUCUGGAUCUCGCCUCGAAGGAGCUGCGUGGAAAACCUGUGGAGAAGGGCCAAGUAAGCGGCGGGUAUAAGCGCAACGGGCCGAUCGAAGACGACGCUGGUCCAAUUGCGCACUGGUGCUCGUGCGGCAAUCGGAAGCUAGAGACGUCCGGACAGGCUCAAUCCCUGUCCAUCGAGGUCGCCAUCGGGGCGCUGAGGAAACAGUCCAAGGAGCUCAAGGCGCCAGCCAAGCAACAACACCAGAAGCCAAGCACCUUGACGCGCCAGGCCGGCGUAACGAAGAAACCGGCCAAGGCGUCACAGAAACUGACGCCCGUCUCGACCCGACAGCUCAGAUCAUCGACAAAGCAGCUUGAAGCCGCCACAGCGCCGCCCGCAAGUUCCGAUGCGGCUCCCAAAUCCGAAGAGGUCGUCCGCGCGCGCGCGCCCACCAGAGAGCAAAUCGAACUCGCUUAUGAGCGUGGCAUGUGGGCGGGUGCGACGCCUGAGAUCUUCGCCGAUGCACUGUGGUUGGCCGGGCCUGGUCGUCGUCAGAUCGAGAAGAAGAGCGGCAAGGCCAGCCAAGAAAUAGCAAGGGGCGCCCGCGGCUCGGUUGAGACUGUGCUGCUGCACUACUUCUUCAUGAACAACCACAUCAACACGCUGACCGACAGCCUGGAAUUGACGGUCCUGGGCACCUAUCUCGCCGCCCUGGACCACGGUAAGGUUCGAGACAGCGACUUCACAGCGUUUGCCGGGGACGUCGCGCGCCAUGCAAGCCUGGCCCGUUGGACGGUUGCAACCAUGGAGUUGGUGGUGCAGUGGCCAACCAUCCUCGACUGGCACGCAGGAUGUCUGUCGACGUUGGGGCUUGUCCGGGGCCUAACGCUGCGCGCGUGGGUGUACGCCUGUCACUGGGACGUCCUGAUGCACUACGAGCUCGGCAGCAGCGCCGAUUGGGAGGAGCCCGUGCCGUCGUGGCUGUAUAUUGCAUCCGCGCUUGGGCACGACGCCGGCGACCUGUGCAGCGACACGCGAUUGGGCUCCGCCGACAACGCCUACUUUGCCGUGGGGGCCGCCGCGGGAUAUGAGGGUGUGGCCGCCUGCAUGGACAUUGUGUGCGAUGCCCUCGAGGCCGUGGUGCUGCGCGACACGCGCGGCGCGAUCGACAUCUGCUGCGUGGCCGGCAGUGCCUGCGCGACUUUCGAGCGCUCCGGCGGCGAUCUCUGUGCCUGUUCCAGCUCCAAGUCCAAGUCCAACUCGAGUUCCGGCGCGACGUCGUCGGGCUCGUGCGAGGCCAACUCGGUGCUGGCGUCCAUCUGUGGUGAUCGGCGCAUCAGUGCCGAAGACGCGGCCAGCCUCAUCGACAUCAGGGACGGCAUCAGGGCGCGCAGCCGCGAGCUGCCUCGGUUCCGCGGCUCCAGAGACAUGGCGCAUCUCAGCCACGCAGACCGUGAGGUUGUCUAUGGACACUGUACGGCAGCCAUAGCGACGGGCGGCAGCGGUGCCAAGCAGGCUCACGCGCGGCUGCAGGUUGCGUAUGCCAGUGCUGCGCAGUCUCUGUGCGGCCAGCUGCGACGGUCAGCAGCCGAGCUUCGUCAGCGGAUUGGCGGGGAUGCGCUGAACCUGAGCAGCGACUGCAUGUGCGGUGGCGAGUGUUCUCUGUGGUGA